This is a messenger RNA of Caenorhabditis remanei, 204 nucleotides long. RefSeq lists its product as uncharacterized. Bases 1 to 204 code for a protein of 67 amino acids. NCBI's taxonomy places the organism in Eukaryota, Metazoa, Nematoda, Chromadorea, Rhabditida, Rhabditidae. The record is from RefSeq and is a predicted model, not a curated record. The transcript has 2 exons.
AUGAACGUAUUCCACGUUUUCGUCUUGCUUCUCGCCUUCUUCACUUCCACAUCAUCAUCGUUCCCAACUCCACUCGUCAAUCGAGACACUCGUGCUCUCGCACCAUCCGUCGAAUCGUGGUGCAUUUUCUAUCCGGAGAAAUGCCGUAUGCUCAGAUUCGCUGGAACACACAAGAGAUAUAUUCUGGACGACGUGGAAUACUGA